Molecule: messenger RNA, 2244 nt
Organism: Pelobates fuscus (common spadefoot toad)
Lineage: Eukaryota; Metazoa; Chordata; Amphibia; Anura; Pelobatidae
Gene: TMPRSS3
Product: transmembrane serine protease 3
Exons: 15
Coding region: 1-2178 (725 amino acids)
Biological process (GO): proteolysis
Cellular component (GO): membrane
Molecular function (GO): serine-type endopeptidase activity; protein binding
Source: RefSeq, a predicted model, not a curated record
AUGGAAGCAUCCCAAACCCCUGCGGACUUCCAGUCUAUGAUUGCAGAAGCCGUCUCCGCCUCUAUGGAGAAAGCGCUGUCCAGAGUUAUGUCGGCAUCUACCGACAAACCCAAAAAAGCCACGCUCACACAACCUCAAGACGAGGCCUCUGAGGCCUCAGAGUCACACGUGCUGGCGGACCCACGCCCCGCCAAACGUCACUGGAAAGGUGAGAAAGCAGGCGAUACACCAGCCAAGGGUAAGGCACCCAAACGCCAAAGGCCAGCCCCACCCACUCCUGCCCACUACUCCUCGGAUGAGGGGGAAGAACACACGCGCUCUAUGGCCCUGUUGGACGAGUGGCAAGCCGCGGACUCUGAUCCGCAAGAUGACAAUUGGGACUCGGACUCCGGCUCCCAUACGGGCCUCUUACGAGGCACCUUCCUGGAUCACAGUCAGUUACCAGACGACCUCACACCUACUCAGGAAGAGGAUGCCAUCCUAGACCCCACAGUGCAACAACCGCUUCUCUGCGUGGUGUCCACCCUGCAUCGGUACGUGGAAGUCACAUCCCGAUUGCGGGUCUCACCUUCGGGCCAACUCUUGGUGUCCUACGUUAGACCACAUGUACCAGUCUCUACCACCACCCUGGCCAGCUCAGGGGUUGUUGGAUCCUACCUGUAUAUAGAAGGUCUGGAUAUCAUUUUUGACCUCUUACCUGAUGCAGAUCAGGCUCAGGAUGAAGCGCCGCCUAGCGGCAGUUUGGAAGUCGUGUCCGUGUCUGAGGAAGAAUUGCCAGUCGUGGAUAUUGCAUUCUCUUACUUUCGAUUUUUCCUGACACAAAGGAAAGUAGAACCUGGAGAAAACAGAUCAGAAAACAGAGAAAAUGCUGAAUCGUCAAAGUGCCAUCCUAUUAUUCCCGUGAAGUAUUUGAUUUUCAUUCUGUUUCUCGUACUUGUAAUUGCUCUCUCCGUUGCUGCAGGACUGAUUGUACACUUCACCUGCCCUGGACAAAUACGUUGCCAAUCUUCCUCAAAGUGUAUACAAAAAGUACAACGUUGUGAUGGGGUGUUUGAUUGUCCUGAUGGAGAUGACGAGUACGGAUGUGUUCGGCUCAGUGGAAGAAACUCUGUGUUGCAAGCUUACUCUGCGGGAUCUUGGAGAACCCUUUGCUCCGAUGAUUGGGAAACCUUUUAUGGGAAUUUCACAUGUAAGCAAUUAGGGUUUUCAAGUUAUGUGAGCUCCUCUGGUUUGCCUGUAGAAGCCGUGGAAGAAAAAUUUAAAAGACAAUUUGUCUCGGUAACAAAAUCUUUACAUUUUACUGGCCCCAUGAUGCUACUUCAAAAUAUAAUACACCCCAGGGAACACUGCUCGUCAGGAUAUGUUACUACCUUAAAAUGCAUUGUGUGUGGCAGCAGGCCCAGCUACACGCCAUCGUCAACACGAAUUGUUGGUGGAAAUUCGUCUGCUGAGGGCCAGUGGCCUUGGCAAGCCAGUCUUACCUUCCAAGGGAUACAUUUGUGCGGGGGAUCCCUCAUUACUGCACAAUGGGUCGUAACAGCUGCUCACUGCGUUUACGAUUUGUACUUCCCCGAGUCUUGGAGCGUACAAGUGGGGCUAGUGAACCAUCUUCACGACUCCCAGAAUCAUCCUGUUCUUGUAGAGAAGAUAAUAUACCACAGCAAAUACAAGUCUAGUUCCAUGACAAAUGAUAUCGCUCUUAUCAAAUUGGCAAGUCCGUUUAAUUUCAGUGGGUUAAUACAACCGAUCUGUUUGCCGAAUUAUGGUGAAGAAUUCCCUGCGGGUAAAAUUUGCUGGAUAUCUGGCUGGGGAGCCACGGAGGAAGGAGGUGACACAUCGGAAACAAUGGAUUAUGCUGGCGUUCCCCUCAUUUCUAAUCGCGUGUGCAACACAAAAUAUAUCUACGGGGGUGUUAUAACGCCAUCCAUGGUGUGUGCAGGCUUUCUAGAAGGAGGGGUAGACACCUGUCAGGGGGACAGUGGGGGACCUCUAGCAUGUGAAGACCGGAAGGUGUGGAAACUAAUGGGGACCACCAGCUGGGGUAUUGGCUGUGCAAUGAGAUAUAAACCAGGGGUUUACACUCGAAUCAGCUCGUUUUUGGAUUGGAUUCACAUACAAAUGGAGAGAGAAGAAAGAAAGACAAACUGGUCUUUGCAGAACAUAUCCAGCUUCCAAUAAAUCCACUGUUUAAUGGAAUAUACCUCAGCAAGCAGGAGAUCCAGCCACAGUCAGAGUACAAACAUG